CACUCGACUUCUCGGAUCGUUCGCGCUCCACUCUCCCACACGCGGCGACCAAUUAAUCCCGCACCUACCAACGCUGGCGAGCCAGAGAGCCUCGAGAUCGUGCACUUGAUGAGAGCGCGAGAGAUGCCGACGCCGAUGCCGCUGCCGGUCCCUCGCAGCGGCGCGGCGACCCCCAACUACCCGCAGAGCCCGCUCCGCAUCACGCACGACGGCGAGUUCUACGCGCGCCUGCUCACCAAGGAGAGCUCCCUCGCCAACCCCUCCUUCCGCUACUACGGCGCCGGCCCCGCCGCCGUGCCCUUCGGCUGGGAGUCCCAGCCCGGCACGCCCAAGGACUGCGCCUCCUGCAGGAUCACGCUCUCCUCCUCCGCCGACGUCCCGGCCAUCACCCCGCCGCCGUCCUACCACCUUCGUGCCGACGCGGCGCCGUACGGCCACGGGAGGAAGGGCCGCAGGGGUCCCGCUGGAGACAAGAGCUGCGCCGUCCCCGGCGGGAGGAGCAAGUACUGCUGCGGCUACAGGAAGCUCAGGUGGAUCAAGAUCGGCUUCAUCGCGGCCCUGUUCCGCCGGAUCGCGCUCGGCCGGUCCCGCGUGUCGUCGGCGGCCGAGACCUCGUCCGCGGCGUCGGUGCAGUCCUCCUCCACCCGCUGGCUCUUCUCCGGCGGCUCGAGCAGCAGCUGCCUGGAGGAAACCGGCGCCCAGCACUACCACCACUACUACGACCCGGCGCUGGCGACGAAGGGAAUGCUCGACCUCGGACUCGGAGGGGUCCGGCCGAGCCCGUGGGCGGUGCAGUUCUGCGGCGGCGGCGCCAGGAGGGAGGCCGCCGGCUGGCAGUAGGCGCCGGCCAAGCGCACGCCGUUCCAGUCCAUGUGGAGAGUUGAUCGAUCGCUCGGUUCGUACUUCGUAGCUACACAUGCUGUUCGAUCGAUCCAGUGUCUGUCUGUUACUGUGUCUUGUGUCUGAUAGUAAUGUGCAGCAUAAGUGCAUGUUCCUUCUCUUUGGUCGUUUAGCGUUGGCGUGGUGUGGCUGCUGCUUGCCGGCCGGGCACACGACAAGAGCACGUCGGCGUUUUACCUUUGGAAACGGUUUGGGUGCAGUUGUCUCGUGGUGUGUGGACUAUGGAGAAGAUGCAUAUUGUCGAUCGGCGACUAUAGAUCAGCCAGACAGUUCACGUGUUUGGAAUUUACUACUCUAUUCAUA
Lolium perenne is the source of this 1203-nucleotide messenger RNA. RefSeq lists its product as uncharacterized. The record is from RefSeq and is a predicted model, not a curated record. NCBI's taxonomy places the organism in Eukaryota, Viridiplantae, Streptophyta, Magnoliopsida, Poales, Poaceae.